Messenger RNA from Necator americanus (New World hookworm), 591 nucleotides. RefSeq lists its product as uncharacterized. The transcript has 6 exons. The record is from RefSeq and is a predicted model, not a curated record. Bases 1 to 591 code for a protein of 196 amino acids. NCBI's taxonomy places the organism in Eukaryota, Metazoa, Nematoda, Chromadorea, Rhabditida, Ancylostomatidae.
AUGAAGAGCAUCAUCCAUGCUUCCUUCAUUAUUCCGCUAACCCUUUGUCAAUUUUAUACACAACCUGUCGUCUACUAUCAAUCUCCUCAAGAUCCCCAACAAAUCUACCAGACCUCAUAUUAUCCUCAAGUCCCUUAUCAGACGAACGUAGGCCAACCCAUUUACGGUUUGCCGACGCAAUAUCUGCAACCAACUUACCAACUACUACCUCAGCCAACGUAUCAGACAGGAUUGCCGCAAGGACUUGGUCUCGGACUCUACCAGAAUGCGUUCGCCAAGGAACUGACAGGCGGAUAUCUGAAUGAGUUUCGCGAUGAGACUGGCUCAUUGCAUCGAAACGCUGUGUCAAUGCAUCGUGAACCUAUAACACUUGUGGAACACGCGAGUUACAUGAGUUUAAUAAACGACAAGGAUAACUUCCAUCCUUCUGGCUGCGGAUGGGAUGCAAAUCUCCUGAAAUGCACCGACGCCUUGGGCUUAUGUAAGGGAGGUUGUCGUGACUUUGCCGUGUCAGCUUCGGCGACAGUUCACGACUGCAGAUGCAUACCGUAUGGCUACGCUGCUCUUCUGAAAUUACUCGGCAAGAGAUAG